UGUUAACAGAUAAUUCAGCUAUAUAUCUGCAGGAAGACGAAUCACAUUUCAUAAACAUGCCUUUCACCAGCACCAGCCGAUUGUACAAUGCAUUCUUGCUACAAACAAAUACUACGUAUGGUUUUCGAAUCGUGUUCCAAUAUUUGUAUCUCGAGUAUGAUGGUGAUGAAGUCCAAAUAGGGACAGGUAACGAUCCGUCUGACAUACAGUCUGUCAUCAAAACUAUCCAUGGAUAUACACGAUACGCUCCUGAUGAUCACUAUGUAGGUACUAAUGAGAUGUGGUUUGCUAUCAUAGCAGCAAAGAGUUUCACCACGGUUAGAAUCGACGUUGAGAUCAUCGCCAUUGACCUAUCAACCUUAUUUGAUUGUUCGAGCUCCAACAUGAGCGUGUCACCGACUGUCCUGUGCGAUGGGAUUUACCACUGCGAUCACUUCGAGGACGAAUUAGCAUGCAGUAAGUCAAAGCACAACUGA
This is a messenger RNA of Strongylocentrotus purpuratus (purple sea urchin), 476 nucleotides long. RefSeq lists its product as uncharacterized. The transcript has 2 exons. Gene Ontology annotation, molecular function: protein binding. Bases 57 to 476 code for a protein of 139 amino acids. The record is from RefSeq and is a predicted model, not a curated record. NCBI's taxonomy places the organism in Eukaryota, Metazoa, Echinodermata, Echinoidea, Camarodonta, Strongylocentrotidae.